This is a messenger RNA of Empidonax traillii (willow flycatcher), 1731 nucleotides long. RefSeq names its product chondroitin sulfate proteoglycan 5 (gene CSPG5). The annotation marks the transcript as partial. Gene Ontology annotation, biological process: nervous system development. NCBI's taxonomy places the organism in Eukaryota, Metazoa, Chordata, Aves, Passeriformes, Tyrannidae. The transcript is spliced from 4 exons. The record is from RefSeq and is a predicted model, not a curated record.
CCCGGGGCCGGCGUGGCCGUGACCUGGCCCGGGGCCGGGGGGACGGUGCCCGUGGCCCUGGGCAGCCCCGAGGAGCCGGGGAGCGGAGAGCGGCCCACGGUGGCCUCCCUGCCCAGCCCGGGGGGCAUCGGGGGUCUCCCGGCCGCCCCGCCCAGCCCCCCCGACCCUCAGCUCGCCACCGGCUCGGCCGAAUCUGAGCUGCUGCCGGCGGCCGGGGGCUCGGCCGCGCCACAGAGCCCCGUGCUGGGCCAGCCCAGCCCCGUGCCCGCUGCCGGGGGGGACUCGGGGGGUCCCCCGGAGCUCUGGGGGGGCCCGUCCAGCCCGGCCCCGGCGCAGGGGGCUCGCGGCUGGACGGAUCUGACGUGGCUGCAGGAGCCCAUCACGGCGGCCACGGGCCCGGCCAAACCUUCGCCCGGCCGGGCGGGCUCCGACAUCAUCGACGUCGACUACUACGACCUGUUCGAGGGGGGCGAGGGACUGGGGGGCUUCCCCGGGGCCGGCCGGGAGGCGGCCGGGUCGGCGCGGCGGAGGGAACCCGAGGGGGCGGCCACGCCCUGGGCCCUCCACGAGCUCUACGACGACUUCACGCCCUUCGACGACGCCGAUUUCUACCCCACCACCUCCUUCUACGCCGACGGAGACGACGAGGACGGGCUGGAGGACGAGGAGGAAGAGGAGGAGGAGGAAGACAGGGAGCUGGAGGAUGAGAACGGCUAUCGGCCGCCCGCCUCGGCCGUGCCCGGCGCCGCGCCGGCCCCGCGGGACCCCCGGCCCACCGGGCGCAGGGACGCGGCCCCGCUGCCGUCGGGCGUGGCCGGGGGCAGCCCCACGGCCUGGCCACGGCCCGGGGAGCGGGGCCAGCCCGACAACGGCUCCGAGUGCCGGAGCGGGUACGUGCGGCACAACAGCUCCUGCCGCUCCCUCUGCGACCUCGUGCCCAGCUACUGCCACAACGGCGGCCAGUGCUACCUGGUGGAGAGCCACGGAGCCUUCUGCCGGUGCAACACGCAGGACUACACGUGGCACAAGGGCACGCGCUGCGAGUCCAUCGUCACCGACUUCCAGGUGAUGUGCGUGGCCGUGGGCUCGGCCGCGCUCGUGGUGCUGCUGCUCUUCAUGCUCACCGUGUUCUUCGCCAAGAAGCUCUACCUGCUCAAGACGGAGAACAGCAAACUGCGCAAGACCAAAUACCGCACCCCGUCCGAGCUGCACAACGACAACUUCUCCCUGUCCACCAUCGCCGAGGGCUCCCACCCAAACGAUGAUCCCAGCGCUCCCCACAAGCUGCAGGACUCGCUGAAAUCCUGCCUGAAGGACGAGGAGCCCUUUAACAUCCACAACUCGACGUCGCCCAAGCACGACGGCGGCAAAGGGGAGCAGGACGGGGGGGAGCUCAACUGCCUCCAGAACAACCUGACCUGAGGGCGAGCAGGAGGAGGGGAGGGGAGGGGAGGGGAGCCAGGUUCCCCCCCUGCAGCCCCAGCCGUGCCCUCCCGCUGUCUCUUUUCCCGUGGCAUGCUUUGGUGUGUUUUGUACAGAGGAAAACAAAAAUCCCGGUACUAAUUCGGCCGUGUCGUGGGGGUGUUUGGUCCGUGCUCCGUGUUUCUCGCUUGGGUUCGUUCCGCGCUGUGAUUUCUAAACCUUUGCCGUCCCCGCAACUGACUUUUUUUGUACUUUUGCCCCACUUUUUUUGAAAUACAGGUAAAAACAACAAAAAAAGGGGAAAAAAAA